Neocloeon triangulifer is the source of this 1605-nucleotide messenger RNA. RefSeq names its product RNA polymerase II-associated protein 3 (gene spag). The record is from RefSeq and is a predicted model, not a curated record. Gene Ontology annotation, molecular function: protein binding. Bases 92 to 1477 code for a protein of 461 amino acids. NCBI's taxonomy places the organism in Eukaryota, Metazoa, Arthropoda, Insecta, Ephemeroptera, Baetidae. The transcript is spliced from 8 exons.
CGUCUUUUGUUUUGCCAUUGCUUGUCAACGGGGUGAAUUAUUUGUAAAUAAGUCGCCUUUGAUGGAAUAAUUCGCACGAUUGCCGGCUAACAUGGACCCUGUGGCCCUUCAGAAGCAAAUCAAGGACAACUCUGAGGACCUGACCAGGUUCCUGGGCGACCUGAACUCCUGGCAGGAAGACAUUAAGCAGAAGGAGAAGGAACUGGAGAAAAGCCGCAAUGACAACAAGAAUCAAAUUCCUCCUGUCCGAAGCAAGAAAAACAAAGGCAAAACAGCCAUUAAUAGUGACGAAGUCGAACCUUCCCCUUCGGAGGCUCCAAAAGUGCCCGAAGAGAAAUCAACCCCUAAUGGCCAAGCGUCUGGUUCAGAGUUCAUCAGCUACGACUUUGCAAAGGCGACCAGUGCUUACAACGAUGAGAGGGGUGGAAAACCCUUGGCGGACACAAUUUCAGACGCUGAAAAGCAAAAACGGCUGGAGGAAGCCAAUUAUGAGAAAGAAAAUGGCAACACCAACGUCAAAAACAAGAAGUGGAAGGAGGCUAUAGGUUGUUACACUAGGGCUAUUGCCUACGAUGCUACAAAUCCAAUUUUCUUUGCUAACAGAGCCCUUUGCUACCUCAAGAUUGAAAAAUUUGAAGGAGCCGUUGAAGAUUGUUCAAAGGCACUUGAACUUGACUCUAAUUAUGUGAAAGCCUACCUCCGAAGAGGCUCUGCAUUUACCAGCUUGAACGAACCAGAGUUGGCAAUCAAAGACCUGACCAUGGCUGUCAAACUAGAACCUGCCAAUAAAGAAGCAAGGAAGUGCCUGUUGGAAGCCAAAACGCUCAAGACAAAAUUAGACGCAAGUGAUAAUUCCAUGGUCGUAGCCAUCAGCAAGGCCCAUCAUGAGAGAUCUAAAGCUCCCCUGAAGAGAAUCAGUAUUACAGAGGUUGGCAGUUGCACCGAACCUCUUGUCAAGAAAAAGGAAACAGAAACUUCCGAGUCCAAAGAAAGACCAAGCAGCCUAGAAUUGAAUAAACCAAAUACGCCCUGCUCAUCUUCCAGAACUACCACUCCAAGAUCAAUACCUAGGACACCUAUAACUCCACUAAGUACCACACCUGUAUACCUUACGGAAAUUCCAGAAGCACCUAUAAACUCUGUCCAACUCACACUUACUUGGAGCCAACUGAGACCUGAAGACCGAUACAAAUACAUCUCCAAAAUUCCUGGAUCUUCUCUGCCGCAAGUGUUUGGGGAUUCUAUGGAAAGUGAAAUUUUCACUGAUGUUUUGAGAGCUCUGAAAUUGGCAGAAGAAGAUGAUCCUAUUGCCGAAUAUUUAUUUGGUCUUUCUGAAACCAAGAGAUUUGGAACUCUUUCCCUCUUCAUGAGCUCCAGCGACAGAUCAACUGUGCUAGAGUUGAUCCGGAGAAGUUUGGAAGCUCAGCAUAUCACAGAGAAAGAAGCCGCAGAUUUGAAAUCCAGAUUUGGCGUUUGAUCUCUUCACCAGCAAGGUAUUUACCCAUCCAAUUCAUCAAUGUUCAUUUAUAAGAAAUAAGCGUUAUUAAUUUGUGCUGCAUUAUUAAACAAAGGCAAAACAAGCUUAAAGAUAAAAAGAUUCUGUUU